Molecule: messenger RNA, 605 nt
Organism: Oryzias latipes (Japanese medaka)
Lineage: Eukaryota; Metazoa; Chordata; Actinopteri; Beloniformes; Adrianichthyidae
Gene: gng5
Product: guanine nucleotide binding protein (G protein), gamma 5
Biological process (GO): G protein-coupled receptor signaling pathway
Cellular component (GO): heterotrimeric G-protein complex
Molecular function (GO): G-protein beta-subunit binding
Source: RefSeq, a predicted model, not a curated record
GAAAAACCAGAGCCCGCCGGAAGUCCUCAUCCUUUAGCAUCACUUUUCCGGACGGCAGCACCGAAACCUCGAACUUUAGACAUCCAGCGGCAAGAAUGUCCUCUUCUUCCAGCAUCGUAGCCAUGAAAAAGGUGGUCCAGCAGCUGCGUUAUGAGGCGAGCAUAAACAGAGUGAAGGUUUCUCAGGCAGCUGCUGAACUACAACAGUUUUGCAUGAACAACGCCACACAGGACCCUCUGCUGACUGGCAUGUCCUCCAGCACCAACCCUUUCCGACCACAGAAGGUCUGCUCCUUCUUGUGAGAACUUCCUUGUUGUUUUGGCCUUGAUAUCAUCUACAGGGAGAUAAACCUCAACACUACUCCUCAUGCCUAGCCAUCGCACUGCCACGGGAAGAUGUCUCAGAUGUGGGCAAAUUGGGCUCAUUUCUGGAGAAAAGAUUGUUUUCUUUUUCAGCCACAGUGGAAAAAUAUUGGUAGUUUGAUUUUUUUUCAUGGCACAUUGUGUUUUUUUGGUAAAGUUGUGCGCCCUUUUGUAUUACUUUGUUUGAGUAAUCAUUGUUCUUUUUGACCUUUUUAUAUUUAAUAAAAACAAACUUCUUUACUA